CGCUUUUCCCGCCUCCGCCGGGACUGAGCUGCGGUCCGGGUGACAGUUGAGGAUGGCCGGAGCUGAGGAGUCCGCCGGGCGGCAGUCGGAGCUGGAGCCCGUGGUGUCGUUGGUCGACGUACUCGAGGAGGACGAGGAGUUGGAGAACGAGGCGUGCGCCGUCCUGGGCGGCAGCGACUCGGAGAAGUGCUCCUACUGGCAGGGCUCAGUAAAGAGACAAGCACUAUAUGCUUGUAGUACCUGCACCCCAGAGGGAGAAGAACCAGCAGGAAUUUGCCUAGCUUGCAGUUAUGAAUGUCACGGAAGUCAUAAACUAUUUGAGUUGUACACAAAAAGAAAUUUUCGUUGUGAUUGUGGAAACAGCAAGUUUAAAAAUUUGGAAUGCAAAUUAUUUCCUGACAAAGCAAAGGUAAAUUCUGGCAAUAAGUACAAUGACAACUUUUUUGGACUAUACUGCAUUUGUAAGAGACCUUAUCCUGACCCUGAAGAUGAGAUUCCAGAUGAGAUGAUCCAAUGUGUGGUCUGUGAAGACUGGUUCCACGGCAGGCAUCUUGGUGCCGUUCCCCCUGAGAGUGGAGAUUUCCAAGAGAUGGUGUGCCAGGCUUGUAUGGAACGUUGUUCUUUCUUGUGGGCUUAUGCUGCACAGUUGGCAGUAACCAAAGUAUCUACUGAGGAUGAUGGGUUGGUGCUGAAUGUUGAUGGAACAGGUGACCAGGAAGUUAUCAAACCUGAAAAUGGAGCUCAUCAAGACAGUGCCCUCAAAGAAGAUCUUCCUGAUCGUAGAAAGGAUGUCGCCACGGACGUUAAAGCAGAGCAGAAUAGUGAACCUUGUGCCAGUUCUAGUUCUGCAUCGGAUCUUCAGACAGCACCUAAGAAUCAAAGCCUCAACACAGAACCACGGUCCGGCUGCAAGCUUGAGGCACUUAAAACCAAGCAGUUUGUGAAGAAAGACACUGCCACCUAUUGGCCCCCGAACUGGCGCAGCAAACUGUGUACCUGCCAAGAGUGUAUGAAAAUGUAUGGAGAGCUAGACGUCCUGUUCCUGACAGAUGAACACGACACAGUGCUGGCUUAUGAAAACAAAGGCAAGAGUGACCAGGCAGCCGAUCGGCGCGACCCUCUGAUGGACACCCUGAGCAGCAUGAACAGAGUCCAGCAAGUGGAGCUUAUCUGUGAAUACAAUGACUUGAAGACUGAACUUAAAGACUAUCUCAAGCGAUUUGCUGAUGAAGGCACGGUUGUCAAGAGAGAGGACAUUCAGCAGUUCUUUGAAGAGUUUCAGUCAAAGAAGAGAAGAAGAGUGGACGGCAUGCAGUAUUACUGCAGCUAGGGUGCAGUGGCACCUCCUCGGGCCGGCGGCCCUGCCCUCGCUGUUCCCGGAAUAAAAGAGGCACAUUCCCGCGGCUCCCGGCUGUCCUCCUCCGGCCUCCCGCGCGGCAGUGGCCGCCAUGUCUGAGCUGAUUUCACAACCAGCGUUCCUCUUCCUGCCUCAGCUAGUGCACCUCAUUCCACAGACUUCAGCCCCCGACCCCAGUAGGCCCAGUUUGAUUUGGUUAUGAGAAAGCAAGUUGGUUUCUUCCCUGAGGGUUUGUUCCUGAACGCCCGAGCGCUGCGGGGCUGUUGCCGCCCAGGACCUGCGCCGUAGGUGUCACAGAGGCUCUGCCGUCGGCCAGGCCCUCUGUGGGUCCCUUCACCCCUCCAGUCGUGGUGCCUUGGUCAAGGCUUCCCGGAGCCUGCUCUCCUCCGGCCGCUCCGCUCUCUGAGGUGUGCUCCUGGCUUAGGCCCCUCUGGGCCCAGCCUCCAGGGCCAUCACCCAGACUGAUGGCUUUCUGGCCUGCUGGCUGUCAGUGCAGGGAGAGGGACUGGUGACAGGGUUGAGGAAGCAGAUCUUUGUCACAGAUUCCAUGGCUUAGUUUAUAGUGACAUUGUCCUUUCCGAGCCUCCUGGCACCAGGACGUCAGACGUGGAGGCCCCUAGUGCUCACGGGGCUUCCGAGAGAAAACCUGCCAGUGCCGCAGGGCCCUUUGCUGCCUCGACACGACCGCGUCACCCCUGUGAAACCUGGGAGGUUAAGAAGUCCUCUGGAUUUCUGUACAUUAUCAGGGAUAUUCAUGAGCUUAUAUUAAAAAUGGACCUAUUUUGAUAUCGUUCUGUUUUGGAAAUGUUACUAGAACCCCAAUAAAUUAUUGCUUUUCCCUUUGAAUCUGUGCUGAAGAAAAGACUUAGCUCACCGGUGGUGAGUAGGGCAGGACGUGCCCUGCUUCGGAAGAGCCAGACUGGGGCAGGUUCAGCUGCGCACGUGAUGAGGUUUGUGUAGCGACGCUCACGUCCCCAGCUGGCUCCCUAGUGACUGUGACCUUUUGAGGGUCCUCACGGAGGAUUGUGCAGAACCUGCAUUAAGGGCAAAUCCUUGCGGUUGGUGUGACACUCAGCCACUCAGGCCGGGUGGGAGCACCUUUUGUCACCCAAAGUGGAGAGCCUUCAAGGAACAGGGCCUUUCCCGACAUUGGGUGACACUGAGGCAUGUGCAGAGGGGGCUUUGGGGCCACGUGUGACUCUGGAUGUCCUUUUGUGCCCCACAGCCAUGGGGAGGGUACCGGCCAAUCCCUAAGCAAGAUGAGCUUGUCCUACAGCAUCCAGGCCCCCGGGAAGUGUUAAGUCAUGUCUUGGGCAUUCAGCCUCCUAGUUCCAGGUCUUGGGAAGCGUGACGUGGAGCUGGGGAAGUUUGAGUGCCCUCAGCUGGCCUCGCGGAGAGGGCUCUGUGACCUGGGGGCGCCGGGUCUGAGGAGAUGUUGAACCCUUUCUGCAAAAUUGCACUGACGGUUUCUAUCUACCCAAACGUCUGAUUUAACUACCAGGAACUCCUGUCCUAUGACAGGUCAGGACCAAGCCUCGGAGGCCAUGUUACUCGCAGCACAACAGUACAAACCCCCCGUUCUGAAGGGCUGGUUCUAGGGAAGGCACCGCUCCCUACAGUACCGGGAAGCCUCCUUUUUUACCUCUUGUUCACACUAGUUUUCUUACUGAUCCUAUUGGACUGUCUCUUCUUACAGAGACUGAUUUUGGCCAACAUGUGGCAGUUGAUAAUUAAUGCAUGUUUUAUGCAAAACAAAAAAUACGGUAUUAGUUGCUUUUAAGGAAUUCUGACAUUAUAUGUGCGUUUUUGUAGAAAUUGUUACUGGACUUAUAAUUACACAUUUAACUCCAAUCAGGUUUCUGUAAAAUUUAAAUAAAACC
Lepus europaeus (European hare) is the source of this 3237-nucleotide messenger RNA. RefSeq names its product ubiquitin protein ligase E3 component n-recognin 7 (gene UBR7). Gene Ontology annotation, molecular function: ubiquitin protein ligase activity; zinc ion binding. Gene Ontology annotation, cellular component: cytoplasm. The transcript has 11 exons. The coding region runs from base 53 to 1330 and encodes 425 amino acids. NCBI's taxonomy places the organism in Eukaryota, Metazoa, Chordata, Mammalia, Lagomorpha, Leporidae. The record is from RefSeq and is a predicted model, not a curated record.